UGAAAAUAGCUGUCUGAUGGUUCUACAGAACCUGACCAGACAGCCCAGGAACACAAGCAAGAAAUAUAACAAGACUCACCAUGACCCCAAUUCUCAGAAUGCUGUUGUGCCUUGGUCUGAGUAUGGGACACAAGACUGCAGUGCUGGCAGGAAUCCUCCAAAAACCCACCAUCUGGGCUGAGCCUGGCCUUGUGAUUGCUCAACAUAUGCCUGUGAUUAUUUGGUGUCAGGGGUCCUGGGAGGCCCAGGAGUACUAUAUGCAUAAAGAGGGGAGCAUAGAUCCUUGGGACAGACAGUUUCCUCUGGAACAGAAGAACAAGGCUAAGUUCCACAUUGAAAAAAUGUCAAAGGCCUUUGCAGGGAUAUACAAGUGUUACUAUAAGAGUCCUGCUGGCUUGUCAGAGCACAGUGACACCCUUGUGCUGGUACUAACAGGAGCCUAUGAUAAACCAAGCCUGUAUGUCUGGCCCAGCCCUGCUGUAACUUCAGGAGAGUGCAUAACCAUGCAGUGUAUCUCAUCACUGGGAUUUGACAGAUUCAUUCUGAUCCAGGAAGGAAAACAUAACCUCUCAUUUACCCUGGACUCACAGCAACUAACCGAGAUGCUAUUUCAGGCUCAUUUUGUUCUGGGCUCUGUGACUGCUAACUACAAUGGGACAUUCAAAUGCUAUGGCUGUUUUAUGAAUAAUACUCAGAUGUGGUCAACAUCAAGUAAUCCCCUUGAUAUUCAAGUCUCAGCUCCUCAACAUUUGGCCCUCACUAGCAUUCAUUCAGAGAUAACUUCUGAGAAGAUAAUCAAUUUGUCUGAAAUGACAGCUCUAUUCCUUUGUUGACAUUUGUUUACUCUAGUCUUUAACAACCUCUCUUUUUCUUUUUUCAAAUUAAGCACACAUUGUAUUUUCUUUAGUUCUCUGAUUGUGUUAGCUAAAAUAUCAAGUGCUGUACUUAACAUGAUGAACAGAAGGGACACACCGCAUUCUAACUCAUCAUCAGGGGACUUUUCUGACUUUGUCAAUUAAAUAUGUUGCCUAAAAUUUAUUCAAAUAUUACCUCAUUAAAAAGAUGAUAUUCUACAUUCUAUGAGAAUUUGGAAGAAAUGGCAAUAUCAUAAUUAAAAAUACUGCUUCUUCCAUGAUCUUUGCAUUUGCUGCUCUCUACAAUAAUGUGAUCUAUGACACUGAUGGUUUUUCAAAUGUUGAACAAAUGUCAGAAUACCUUUCUAUAUAUUCAUUGUGUUGAAUUCUGUUUACAUAUCACUGAAUACUUUUUUAUUACAUAUUGAUCAUGUAUCAUUGGGUUCUAGGAAAAGACAAUAUUAAAAUUCACUAUGAGACAAUGUUUUCAUACUGCACAUGUCAUAGGAAAAACAGCAUGGCCACAGUUUUAGUACAGAACUUAUGGAACCACCUCCACAU
Arvicola amphibius (Eurasian water vole) is the source of this 1415-nucleotide messenger RNA. Its product is annotated as leukocyte immunoglobulin-like receptor subfamily B member 4. The coding region runs from base 81 to 833 and encodes 250 amino acids. The record is from RefSeq and is a predicted model, not a curated record. Gene Ontology annotation, biological process: cytokine-mediated signaling pathway. The transcript has 5 exons. Lineage: Eukaryota; Metazoa; Chordata; Mammalia; Rodentia; Cricetidae. Gene Ontology annotation, molecular function: inhibitory MHC class I receptor activity.